GAUGUAGAGAUGAAGAAAUAAAAGAUACCUUCUCAUCCACACCCUCUCUCUCUCUCUCUCUCUCUCUCUACUGUUUUCAUAUGUAUGGCUUCUUUCGAAUCUUGUUGUUCUCAGCAACAGUCGAUGUUUUUAUUGUAAAAGCUUUUGGAAUUUUGGAGCUCUACCAAUUUCAUAGUACUAUUUUUUUACCCUUUUUCUAUCAUUUCUAAUAUAUAUAUACACAAUUACACACACGAAAACGUAUAUAUACACACAUACAUGAGUCUUGCCUCAGUUUCUAUGUGUGUGUGUUGAUUUUAAUUUGAUGAUUUUAUUUGCUAUUUCCAUCUCUUUCUAGGGUUUGUGAAUUGAAGAAGAAGAGAGGCAUGAUGAAUUUGGAGUGAUGAAAGCUUUUUGAUUGACCUUUGUGUAAUAGGUUUCAUCACUUUUUGUGAAACUUUUUUUCCCCAAUUUAGGGUUUUCUUUAAUCUCCAGAUAAUAUUUGAUCAUUGCCACUUUCGAAAUCAUUGAAAAAGAAAAGCUGAAUUUUCUUGACUCUUUAAAAGGUAGAGGUAGUAGUAGUAGCCCUUUUAGAUUCACAUACACCACAAAAAUUUUUAAAAAAAUAUUUAGGAAGGAAUAAAAAAAAUGUUACAAGGCAAUGAUUCUUUGUCGAAUUUAACUUCGGCGAUAUCGAAUGAAGCAAGCAUCAAUUCAAGCUCAAAUGGUAAUGAAAUGGUUGGAGGUACAAUCCCACAGCAGCAUAUGUACAACCCAUCACAGCCUCCUCCCAACAAGAGGAGAAGAAACCUACCUGGCAAUCCAGAUCCGGACGCGGAGGUGGUGGCGCUGUCGCCACACGCGCUGAUGGCGACGAACCGGUUCUUGUGCGAGAUCUGCAACAAGGGCUUCCAACGGGAGCAGAACCUGCAGCUGCACCGGCGGGGCCACAACUUGCCUUGGAAGCUCAAGCAGAGCAGUAAAGAUGUAGUGAGGAAAAAGGUGUAUGUUUGCCCCGAGCCGAGCUGCGUCCAUCAUGACGCGGCUCGGGCCCUGGGGGACUUGACUGGGAUAAAGAAGCAUUUCUUUAGGAAGCACGGCGAGAAGAAGUGGAAGUGCGAGAAAUGCUCGAAGCGGUACGCUGUCCAAUCCGAUUGGAAGGCCCAUUCCAAGAUAUGCGGCACCCGUGAGUACCGAUGCGAUUGCGGUACCCUCUUUUCCAGGCGCGACAGUUUCAUCACGCACAGAGCCUUCUGCGACGCCUUAGCCGAAGAGAGCUCAAGAACCAUCCCCCAAACAGGCCCUAACCACCCCCACCCCCAAAUCCACCCCUUCCAAAACCCUAAUUUCCCCCAACUCAAGCAAGAAACCCUAAAUUUCACCCUCCCUCCGUGGCUCUCCGUCCCCGAAAACCCCUUCCCCGAAACCCCCAGCCUCGCCUUCUCGGCUGCAGCGCCAUCGCUGAUGUCAGCGACGGCCCUGCUCCAGAAGGCGGCGCAAAUGGGGGUUGCAAUGAGAGGGAAAAUGCCCUACUUGGGAUCGGAUCACGAGGAUCAGACUAUCCUCGCGGCCCGGCCCCAUCAUCAAAUGGGCGGCGGACAAGGAUUCACUGCAGCCUCGUCCGCGGCCCUGGCACCUCGUGACGAGUUUGCGGCCGCGUACGAGAAUAUGGCGAUGGCGGCCACCACGACGAGCGGGUUUCAAGGGUUUGAUGAUAAUUUCAAUGGGAUGUUCAAUGGGAAGAGGAAUUUGGAGAGCUUUCAACAAGAUGGGGGUUUUUUGGGGUCGAGGAGAGAGGGCGGUGGCGCGAUCGUGGCCGGGGGCGGACGAGGCGGCGAAGACGGGAUGACGAGGGAUUUUUUAGGGUUGAGGGCGUUCCCACAUAGGGAUUUUAGCAAUAUGGCUGGGCUUGAUCAAAUGGGGAGUUCGACGACGUCGUUUGAUCAUCAAAAUCAAGGGCCAUGGCAAAGUUGAUCAAUGAUUUGGAUUUUGUACUAUUGUUUUCGUGUGUCCCUUUUUUUAGGGAGGGAUUUUGGUUGGUUUAGUUUUGAUGUUUUUGUUGUGUUGAUUUGUUUGAAUUUUGGAAAUUACUCUAAGAAGAGAUAGUUAAACAUGUUUGUUUUUUGUUUAUUGCAAUUUAUAUGGACUUGUUUUGAUCGACGAUA
Salvia splendens (bonfire salvia) is the source of this 2144-nucleotide messenger RNA. RefSeq names its product protein indeterminate-domain 7. The record is from RefSeq and is a predicted model, not a curated record. The transcript has 3 exons. Lineage: Eukaryota; Viridiplantae; Streptophyta; Magnoliopsida; Lamiales; Lamiaceae. Gene Ontology annotation, cellular component: nucleus. Gene Ontology annotation, molecular function: DNA-binding transcription factor activity. Bases 628 to 1953 code for a protein of 441 amino acids.